UGUAGUUCUUGGCUCCACUCACGAGCAAGGGAAGCUCGAGUUACUUGCGCCCUGGUGCUGUGCUAGGCGGAGCCGGUCAAUCAAAGGGCGUGGCAUCUCGGCUGCCUAUAUGAGAUAGCUGUGCAGUCCACGUCCGUGUGACCAACCGCCUCACAACACCACCGACUUGUGGUAUGACUUGCCAUUGUAUACCCCCUCGCGACUCCCCGUCUCAGAUCUCUGGACCUACUCGCCGGCCAUCACCAUCACCACCACCGUUACCAACAUAAACCCAUCCCAGAAUACGAGACACCACAAAAUUAACAAGAAGAAAACAACACAAAAUGCCGUACCACCUCCACAUCACAAACAAGAACUACUCCUCCUGGUCCCUCCGCCCCUGGCUCCUCCUCCGCCAACUCAACAUCCCCUUCACCGAAGAAUACCACCCCCUCAUCUCCGGCACCUUCCGCCAGCCGCAAUGGCACGCCUUCUCCCCCGUCGCCCACGUCCCCUGCCUGCACGUCCUCCCGAACAACCCCCUUUCCUCCUCCACCACCACCACCACCUCACCCUCCGCUACCACCCCCCCUAACGGUCCUGGUAACGAUGGCGAGGAGGAACCCCUCAUCCUCUGGGACUCCCUCGCCAUCACCGAGCACCUCGCCGAAGCCCACCGCGACAAGCCCGUCUACCCGUCGGCGCCCGCCGCGCGCGCCUGGGCGCGCUCCGCCGUCGCCGAGAUGCACGCCGGGUUCCCUGCCGUGCGGCGCACGCUGGGGUUCAACGUCGGGGUGCGGGUGGCGCUGGCGGAUAGCGUCUUUGAGGAGGGGGAGGAUGGAGGGGAGGAGUUGGCGAGGGAGUUGAAGAGGGUGGAUGAGUUGUGGAGGGAGGGGCUGGAGCGGUUUGGGGGGCCGUUUUUGGGCGGGAAGGAGUUUACGGCGGUGGAUGCGUUCUUUGCGCCGGUGGUGUUGAGGGUGCAGACGUAUGUUGGGGUUGGGGAGAGGUUGAGCGGGCGGGCGAGGGGGUAUGUGGAGAGGAUGUUGGAGGUGGAGGGGGUGAGGGAGUGGGUGGGGGCGGCGUUGAGGGAGACGGGGAGGGAGGUGGUGCAUGAGAGGGAGAGUGUGGAGGGGGAGGGGAAGAGGUUGGUGGCUGAUCUGAGGGCGACGUGAUGGGGUUGAUGGGGUUUAUUAUACUGUGAUUCGGGUUGGACCGGAAUAGUGUUUGUAGUGGAUGAUGUUUGUUGGUAGUUAUUCAAUAUAUGGUCUUGAUUCCUGUGGGACGGUAUACAGAAGACGCUACCAAAAGAAUUGGCUCACCGCCUUCCGGAUUCCAGUGGUUCUGCUUGGCAGAAAAAGGCCCAUAGACACUAACAGUUUAACGGGCGGUGAGCCAGUUCUUUUGGUAGCGUCAUCUGUAUACCCCUUUCUUUCUCUGGACAGUGAAGAAUAUUCGAAGG
Messenger RNA from Chaetomium fimeti, 1438 nucleotides. RefSeq lists its product as uncharacterized. The transcript has a single exon. Bases 324 to 1151 code for a protein of 275 amino acids. Gene Ontology annotation, cellular component: cytoplasm. Lineage: Eukaryota; Fungi; Ascomycota; Sordariomycetes; Sordariales; Chaetomiaceae. The record is from RefSeq and is a predicted model, not a curated record.